Tachysurus vachellii is the source of this 4015-nucleotide messenger RNA. Its product is annotated as F-box only protein 41. Gene Ontology annotation, molecular function: protein binding. NCBI's taxonomy places the organism in Eukaryota, Metazoa, Chordata, Actinopteri, Siluriformes, Bagridae. The record is from RefSeq and is a predicted model, not a curated record. The coding region runs from base 122 to 2260 and encodes 712 amino acids. The transcript is spliced from 14 exons.
CUCACAUCGACUGGACUUGAACUAAAAUUCAAGAAAUCGGAUAAAAGGAUGGGUAACGGAAGGAGGUGUAAAAGGUUUGGGAGCCAUCACAGUCUCAGCUGACGUGCUACGACAGACAAAGAUGUCAAUUGCUGCGGAGCAGCCAAAGCAUUGCCCUGACUGUGGAGAGCUGUGUGGUUUUGGAGACGUACUGAAGAACCACACAUGCCAAAUGAUUUGUCUGACUCCAAGACGGAAGUCAGAAGGGGCUCUGAUGGCUCUUCCUGCCAUGAUGCAGAGCUCCACCUCUCUGGUGAACAGUGAACUCAGCCAGCCCUUACAUCUGGAUCUCAUGGAUGCACUAAGCCCAGCUCCUUCAUCCACUGCUCCUCUUGCUCAGCUGCUUGUCCACCAGUGCACUCCAUCACUCCUGUCCUCCUCUGCUGCCUCUCCCUCAAUCCCUCCGUUCUCCAGACCUGAACAAGCACUAGCACAGAUGAGCACACCAUGGCUAGCCAGGUUAGCCAUGGAGGCUGGGCUCCAGCAGCUGACCCUGGAUGUCCAGGAGCACGUGUCCUUGCGACUGGGAUCCUUGCAGGAAGAUGUGAAGAAGAGGAGUGCGGAGGUGCACAGGGCUCGGAGGGAAAGUGAGAGAAUGGAGAAGGAAAAGCAGGAAGCAGAGGAAAAGACAGCCCAGCUGGAGCGCCAGGUAGAGGUAUCGGUGGAUAUGCUAGCCAACCUGAGGCACGAGCUGAUGGAGCGGGAAGAGGAGCUCAGCCUCAAACAACAAGAAGUUUGUGAUUUGAACCAAUUUGUCCAAGAGACUGCUCAGAAGGAAGCGAGCGCUAAGAUCCGCCUGCAGAGAUUCAUCGAGAAUCUGUUGGUGAGAGCGGAGAGAGCAGAGCGACAGCUGCAGGAGCUGCACACACACUCAUGUACACACACACACACCAGCACUGGGUCACCAGACGGAUCCUUCGCAGCUGCCAGAGGAGCACUACACCGGAGGAGCUACAGUGAGUCAGGGAUUUCCAGAUGCUGCUAUUCACGAUGUGAUCAAGCAGGAAGUCCAAUUCACAGGUCACGGAGGUGUGAGGAGCUUAGUGAGCCACGGUGUUACCAGAGGAACCCAUCAGACAUAGAGGCUGAUUCAGACAGCUGGUCUGUCUAUAGCACUGAUUCACAGGAGGGUUUGCAGCAGCAUUAUGGAACAUACAACAAGAGAGAUCACGCCGAAUUCCACUGCCACUCCCUUCGUCAUGACCGAUCAGUAUUGUGUUCAAAACGAAUAAAGAGCAGGGCGUGGCUUUUCUGCGUCUUUCCUUACCUGGACACACACUCACUCCUCAUUGCUGCAGAGGUAUGUAAGGAUUGGUUGAGUGUUGCCCGUCACCCUGGAGUGUGGACCAGGGUAACACUAGAAAAUGACCGCAUUUCAUCAAAGUUUAUGGUGACUAUGGCUCAAUGGUGUAGUCAGACACACACGCUCAUUCUACACCACCUUAAACCUCGCUCUCGUGCCAAGAAAGAGAGUAAAGAGGAGUAUCUAAAGAACACAAGAGGAUGUCUGGAGGAGGGGCUAGAGGCGGUGCUAAGAUCAACAGGGCGGAGUCUUGUAUCUUUGACCAUCUCUCAUUGCCCCAACAUUCUGACGGACAGGACACUGUGGCUUGUCAGCUGCCACUGCAGAGCUCUGCAAACACUUACUUACAGGAGCUCGUCAGACCCUGUGGGUCAGGAGGUCAUCUGGGCUUUAGGGGCUGGAUGCCGAGACAUCACCAGCCUGAACAUUGCACCUCUACAGCCAUGCCAACAGCCCAGUCGCUUUAGUAACCGCUGCUUGCAGACGAUUGGCCGAUGUUGGCCUCACCUGCGUCAGGUUGGAGUGGGUGGAACCGGCUGUGGUCUUCAGGGAUUAACCUCUUUAGUGAGGAACUGCUCCAAGGUGUGUGUGUUGGAGUUGGACCACAUGAGCGAGAUUAGCCAACAGGGGGCAGUAGAGCUGUGCGGGGAAGGACUACAGCAGUUACACACACUUAUCUUCAGCUACACACCUGUUACUGCCAAAGCCAUCCUGCAUUUUCAUAGUGUGUGUUUGAGGCUGAAGUGUAUCAUUGUUCUCAUGAGUUCUGCUGAUUAUUUUGAUGACCCUGAGAGUGAAGAAGCGAAGAGAAUUUUUAAAGAGAUGAUCGGCAGCCUGCAGGCACUGAAGAAGAGACCUGGCUUGUCAGGCAUCCUUCAAGUCAGAGUGGACCAGUGUGGCAUUCUGGCUGGCUCUUAAAGAAACCACACACACACAAUCAACCACACACAAACAAACACACACACACAUAUGAACAAUUAGAUUUGCACUCACUGAUAAACACAUAAAAACACUGCACUUUAUUCUCCAUGCAAAGAUACAUUCAGCUACACACACACAAACACACACACCUUCACUUUGUAUAUAAACAUACACACUUACUGCACUUUAUUCUGCACACUCAAAUUCACUCCUAAACCUACGCACACAUACAUACACCUAUACAUACACACACUGCAAAUUUCUUUGCACUCCUACAACUCUGUGGUAACACAUACACACACACAUAAACACACACACCACACACAUACACUGCACUUUAUUUUCCACGCACCGAUACUCUGUCACACACAUACUCCUAUGCAUCCCCAACUCCACACACAAAGAUACUAAACAUUUCAUGCAAACUUUAUUCUCUCCACAACGAUACACACCUACACCUUUGUACCUACUCAUGAACAUAAACACACACUUUUUAAUUUAUUCUACCUACCAUUACAUACAUACAUAUACAAACACACACAUAGACACACUUACAGCUCUUUUGCUCUACACUCCUUAUACUUACACUUAUACUUCUACACCUAUGCACACACACACACACACAGGCUUCUAAUUUCAUACCAAUGACUCACAAAGAACAUAUCUGGUUUCAUGCUAAAUCUCAACAACAGGAAGUAUGAGUCCAAUAAGAGAAAAUAUAUCUUUACAUCACUUCCUGAUUCAUUUUUUUUUUUUAUUUCAUAUCGCACAAAUUCUAUGAUUCGUCCACUUAGGCCAUGUAGAUAUCUGACACAUUGACAUGUCUUGUGGUUAUACACUUGUUUGUUUGUUUUUUUGCUUUUAAAAAAAAAUCGACAAUCUGCUUUCUUGGUAUUAAAAAUUCUAAGUGCUUAAAAAAACUGAUUCUUUAAAACUUAGCAAAGUUCAAAUAUCCAGUAGGAUGCAAAAGGAUCAUCGUUUUUUUGUGAGUGGACUUAUUUUAUUUGUAAUGUCUUCCGAUCAGCACAAUAUCCUGAAAAAAAAAAAAAAAAUUAAAAGACAUUAUGUUGCAUGAUCUGCACUGCAAAGUUAUAAUGAUUUAUGAUGUACCUGUUAUACACAUAAAACAUCUGUACCUCAAGGGCUUUAUGUAAAGGAUACAACACUUGGGGUGUGUGUUGUUAUAGGAAAAUAAAUAACAACAUAAUAUGGUAAAGCCAAGUUACUAUUACCACCUCAAAGUUUUAUCAGCUAUUGUGUAAUAACACUUUACAGCACUUUCUGAAGUGUUUUAUUACUUUCCAAGUACAAUUUUUCUAUUAAUUAAAGAACAACACAUCAUACUUUUUAUCCAUUUGUAGUUACAUUUAAUGUAGUGGAAAGUCUACAAAAUAAAUCAUUUCCUGUUAUCACAUAUACUGUAGCAACUAUAAACUAGAAGACAAAAAAAAACAACAACAGAAUUUUCUUGUUAUCAUAAAGCACAAAGCCCAAAUUUCAGUGUUUGAGUGUUUGAAAAAAACAGAAACGUUAAAUAAACAUAUUCUCAAGCAACAAAUCAAACAUUCACUAUAACAACAAUUAGACAUGUUACAUCAAAUUAUUUAAAGCGUCCAUAAUACAGUCCCUGUGUUAACUGUUACUAUAGAAACGAGAAUGUAAUAUUAGUAUUAUAGAAAAGGAAUAAACAACUUCGUAACCAAUCAGAUUUGAGAAUCCAACAGUGUUGUGGUAUAAAAUGUCAGUGCACGA